Molecule: messenger RNA, 1395 nt
Organism: Xiphophorus hellerii (green swordtail)
Lineage: Eukaryota; Metazoa; Chordata; Actinopteri; Cyprinodontiformes; Poeciliidae
Exons: 4
Coding region: 212-1198 (328 amino acids)
Biological process (GO): regulation of DNA-templated transcription
Cellular component (GO): cytoplasm; nucleus
Source: RefSeq, a predicted model, not a curated record
AUCUAAACCAUGAUGUAAGGCCUCUGCCAAGUCGAUGACUUGGAGGUCUCUCCUUUAAACUGAGAACUUCAUCGCGCUUUUUCAUCGAACGUAGUCUCGUCACUCCACCAGCAGGGGUCGCCAGUGGAAACGCAACAAACGAGCUUGUUUACUUUUGAUGGUUCUAAAAACCACGAGUCCGUUUGCGUUUCUUUGAAUUAAUUAGACGACCAUGAGCUACAGCGAAGCACGUUUAUUGAGAGCCAGGCAGACCGUCCUGGCACCCAUCUCCAACAGGACCCUGCAGCACCCGUCCUUCCUGCCUCUUUACAUGCCCACACGUUUUCAUCACGCCUUUCAGGGAGAUGCUCACCCAGGUUACCCAAUGAGUCCCGUGGAGCUUUUCUACACGGACCCCACUCUGCCCUGCGGGAGGAGGAUCUAUAAUAGCCUGAGUAGGAAAAUGGCUUUUGAUUGCUCCCAGCUCAACACUCCUCCCCCCAUCAUGUCUGCCUGCGUCGCCCCUCCUAACCGCCCAGACCCAUUCAGGGCCGGACCUCACCCCACCAACAACCUGGGCAGCCCAAGCUGGAGACUCCAGGGCAUCCACCCUCCUCAGGUGCAGCCAAGGUUUGUGGUCAUCCAGCUCACUCAGCAGGAGGACCAGGUUAUUACCAGCCUGUUGAAACUCCACCACCAGGAGGCACCCCAGAGCAAGGAGCGAGUCACCGCUGCACAGGCUGACUUCCCAGGAGCUUUAAAGUCAAAUCCCAGAGAUUUUAGCACAGGUUCACUGGAGGGGGCAAACAAGGUUUUCUGCAUUGAUGAGUCAGAGGAGCGACAGAAAUGGUCAGACGCAGAGUAUGAAGCUGCUAACACUCUAUUGAGCAGCUUUCAGCAAGUGGAGGAUUUAAUAGGAAACACAGCAAUACCUCCUGAUCUUCUGCAGUCCCAAACCUCUCAAACAGAACUAGAAUGCCAGACUUUCCCACCAUCAGUAACUUGUUACAGUUCACAAAAAGGAAGCUGCAUCAAGGAGAACGGAGGCGUCGGGUCUCAGGAGGAUAUGACCGCGUGUCCAACAGGUUUUGAGAGCAAACUUGAACAAGAGAGGAUGGAGGGCAGGUCAGAGGAGCGGAUGCUGACAGAUUUGGAAGGGGACGCUGUGCAGGUUCUGCUCAGCCUCAGGGAGGCGACGACUUUCGAUGCCAUGCAGUGAUCGUGUCGAACCAAAGGAUCGUUUUUGGAAUGAGUCUUUGAUUUGGUUAUGGAGGCCUCAAACUGGGCAGUUUAUCCUCCGAAAAAGACUUCAAUUUGUCAUUCUUUUUUUUUUUACCUAGUUGUAAAAUAUCUUAAAUAUAUGUUCACGUUUGUACUGUGACAUUAAUAUGUUGUGUUCAAUAAAAAUGUUUCCUU